AUGCAAUAUGGGAGAGACGGCGAGAGUCAGGAAGUAAGGAGUUGUGUGGCGCAGUUUCCUAUCGAUGAUCAAGAGGCAAUUUACUUCCAUAUGGAGCAGAUAGUGAGCCGGCGGGAUCACCAGGAUGUCAUCGGUAUCUGCUCAAGUGAAUGGAGAAUCAAGCUCCCAAAGCUCAUAGAAUUUUGA
Plasmopara halstedii is the source of this 186-nucleotide messenger RNA. RefSeq lists its product as uncharacterized. The record is from RefSeq and is a predicted model, not a curated record. NCBI's taxonomy places the organism in Eukaryota, Oomycota, Peronosporomycetes, Peronosporales, Peronosporaceae. The transcript has 2 exons. Bases 1 to 186 code for a protein of 61 amino acids.